Oncorhynchus keta (chum salmon) is the source of this 1955-nucleotide messenger RNA. RefSeq names its product probable G-protein coupled receptor 25. Lineage: Eukaryota; Metazoa; Chordata; Actinopteri; Salmoniformes; Salmonidae. Gene Ontology annotation, cellular component: membrane. The coding region runs from base 174 to 1286 and encodes 370 amino acids. Gene Ontology annotation, molecular function: G protein-coupled receptor activity. The record is from RefSeq and is a predicted model, not a curated record. The transcript has a single exon. Gene Ontology annotation, biological process: G protein-coupled receptor signaling pathway; immune response.
UAGAGAACUAGAAAACAUGCCAAUGGUGCUAGAGAUGACAGAAGAAAAUAGGACCUGGCAGUUUGUCUGUGGUUUUUAAGAACGUGACGCAAGAUAGUUUGUCUAGAAGUAUUGAGCUUGCCAGCCAGACACACAAAGAGCAAGCAGCUGAGAGACUUAACUUUGAUCACAAAAUGGAGACGUAUGACAGCAACAGGUACUUCUACAGCGAUGACAUGCUGUACAAUGUCAGCUACGAUCUAACCUACCUUGGGGAGCGCUCCAGCUCCAGUCUUCCCUAUUCUCACAUCUACCUGCCACUGCUGUAUUUCCUCAUGUUUUUCACAGGCUUCCUGGGCAACCUCUUUGUGAUCACAGUCAUGGGCAGCCGGGGGAAGAGAGGUGGCCGUCUGGUGGAUACGUUUGUGGUUAACCUGGCACUUGCGGACCUGGUGUUUGUCCUCACCCUCCCUCUGUGGGCCGUCUCGUCCAGUCAGGAGGGACACUGGCCUUUCGGCAACCUUCUCUGCAAGCUGACCAGCUACAUUGUUGCCGUCAACCGCUUCUCCAACAUCUUCUUCCUGACCUGCAUGAGCGUGGACCGCUACCUGGCCGUGGUGAGACUCAUGGACUCCCGCUUUCUCCGCAGCAGCCAGUGUGUGCGUCUCAACUGCGCCGUGGUCUGGCUGCUGUCCCUGGCUCUAGGUACCCCCUCCCUGGUGUACCGUAGCAUGUAUACUCCCAACGGCAAACUCUUCUGUCUGGAGGAUGAAGAGUCAUCCUUCUUCCUGGGUCUGAGUCUGACCAUGGUCUUCCUGACCUUCGCCCUGCCGGUGCUCAUCAUCAUCCUCUGCUACGGUUCUAUCCUGGCCCACCUGCGCCAGCACUGUGUUUCUGCUGGCAACCCUCGCGCAGAAGCCCGACACCGCCACUCUCUCAAGAUGGUCUUCACCAUAAUCGUGGCCUUUGUGGUGUCUUGGCUUCCCUUCAACAUCUUCAAGACCAUCCUCAUUGGUUUCAGGCUGUCUAGGGCCGAUCUGAGCAUUGCGACACAGUCUGUCUUGAGUCAGGGCCUCACCCUCUCCUGCUGCUUGGCCUUCCUCAACAGCUGCAUAAACCCAGCCAUCUACCUGUUCCUGGACCACCACUUCAGAGGGCAGGCGGAGAACCAGUUCCUGAGCUGCGUGGGGAAGCUUGGGCUACACCAAGGCUAUGCCUCGUCCACUGACUUCUACAACGGUACCUCAGAGAGCUGCGGCACAACAGCCUCCAGAACUCGUCUCCAGCCACUUGACCAGAAUGUCUGAUAGCAGGGUUCUGCACCUUUUACAGCCUCUUUGCGGUCCGAAACGCUAAAGGUUGAGGUGAAUCAUUUUGUGUUAUGAUUUUAGGUGUUAUGUAAUUCAAGCUCAGUGAAAGCAUUCUCUGAAAUAUAUUUUGUGUAUAUUAUAGCUUCUCAAAAUAAGUUAUAUUUUACAUAUCAUAAUUGCAUAUUUGAUUAUCAUUGAUAUUUGAAUUUAGGUUUUAUUUAUUCGCACCAAAGAAAAUAUUUGAAAGACGAAACAGUACAGAUAAAAAACUGGUCAAAACAGUGUGCAAGUGAGGUUGAUUAAUUUAGCUUUCGUUUUUUUUUUCACGACCAAAUUAAAUAUGAUGGUCUUUUUAUGUCUAAAUAUUUUGUAUAUGAAUAAUUCAUGAGUAGCCUGGUUAUUACGAUUGUUGACAUUCUUAAAUUCAUAGUAAUAUUAAAUGGCAAUUUGUUAACAGUAACGUUAAUUUGUUAAUGGUUCCUUUUUGCUGCGUGAAAUUCAUUACAACAAUAUUCAAAAUGGUUGUCUAUGUUCAUGGCAUUAGUAAGACUACAUUUACAUUUACAUUUACAUUUAAGUCAUUUAGCAGACGCUCUUAUCCAGAGCGACUUAGAAAUUGGUGCAAACACCUAUGACAACCAGUGGAACAGCCACUUGCAUCUAACU